Molecule: messenger RNA, 1228 nt
Organism: Lactuca saligna
Lineage: Eukaryota; Viridiplantae; Streptophyta; Magnoliopsida; Asterales; Asteraceae
Source: the annotation of a GenBank genome assembly
CAUUUUUACUUUCAACAUUCAACCCAAAACACCCUCGGAAGCCAAACAUUCACAUGGGAAAUGGCUUUAAAAAUUACAUGUAAACCAAAUAAAAUAAUUAGAAAAAACAUAGUUACAAAACUUAUAAUGUACUUUUUUAAUUAAAAGAGCAUCACUUCUAAUAUAAGUAAAGAAAUAAACAGAAAACAGAGGUGUACGUAGUAGGAUUACAGUAGUAGUAGUUACAGCAGUCUCUGAAUCAUCUGUAAGUAUCCUACAAGGCAGUCACGUGCGGCAGUGACAGCCUUCACCUUCACCUCUCCACCUUCUUCCCCACCACUUUCUCCAUUUUCAUCACCUUCACUUUCCACUUUCUUCUUCCUCCUCUUCUUGAUUUGGGGGUGUUUUUUUUCUUGCUAUAGAUUAAUCAAAACAAGUAAAUACAUGUAGUAUUUGUAGUAUUAAAUGUAGAUAGACAUUAUUGUACUGAGUCUCAUCUCUGCACCAAUUAUCCCCACUCUGUCACCAACAGAAACCACAGUAAUAAUUUUCCUUUAUACGUUCAUACCUACUACACCUUCUCUCUCUCUCUCACACACACUUCACCCAGUUAACCCACUCUUUCUCUCUCUACUAUUACUCUUCCAUUCCAAUGGGUUCUUCGCCGGAGCGAGGUGGAUUAGGAUCUCCGACGCCGCCGCUCCCCAGACCCAAGUCGCCGCCGGAGUUGUACGGGAAACGGAGAGAGCUGGCGAAGGUUGUGAUGUUGGAAAGAGAAAUAGGUUUCCUUCAGGAAGAGUUGAAAUCGACUGAAACACUACAGCCUGCUUCUUAUUGCAUUAAAGAGGUUGCUGAUUAUGUUGUUGCAAAUCCAGAGCCAUUGAUCACAACGGGGAAGAAGACUCGUAAGUCUUGUGGCUUCUGGAAGUGGCUAUGUGGAAGUUCCUGUUUCAACAUGUCAUGGCUAUGUUGUUGCUGCUGUUGCAAUGACUGUCAACUUCAAAUGCCACGCUGUUGCUGUUCAUGUUCUUUACCCGACUGUUGUUCCUGUUCAUUACCAAAUGCAAUUCAAGUUGCUGCCCGAAACUACAACCAUCCUGCCCGGAUUUCAGUUCUUGCUGCUGCAAAUGUUCUUCUUUCUUCUCGUGUUGCUGUUUCCCUACCAAAUGCAAAUGCAAAUGCUCGUGUCCUAAACUCCCAAAAUGUAGUUCCCCUUGUGCUUGUGUUAGUGCUUCUUGUUGCAGCAUAA